Messenger RNA from Hordeum vulgare subsp. vulgare (domesticated barley), 933 nucleotides. RefSeq names its product protein FAR1-RELATED SEQUENCE 5-like. NCBI's taxonomy places the organism in Eukaryota, Viridiplantae, Streptophyta, Magnoliopsida, Poales, Poaceae. The record is from RefSeq and is a predicted model, not a curated record. The transcript is spliced from 3 exons. Bases 286 to 933 code for a protein of 215 amino acids.
AAUUUUUUAUAUAUCUUUACUGUUGUAUAGUGCUUGACGUGUUUGAAUGGAGGAGUACACUGGUUAUUCGAAGGAUGAGUAUGAUAUAGAUACCGGUGAUGCAACUGACAACACAACAGUUCUAUUAAUGAUGAUGAUUAUAAUAGCACCAAUGAAUCAUGGUCUUCAUAUGAUAAUUUACCUUCGGAGGAUUUUCAAAAUAAUGAAGAUGAUACAUGCAGUGAAAACAUAAGUGAUAUAUAUUUAGAUUUUUAAGUUUGUAAAAUACAAUACAAUGUUUAUUUCAUGUGUGUAUUUAUUGUACAGGAAGAUGUGGAUGUUGAGAAUGCGAAAAAUAAUAAGGAUGACUCUUUCUACGAUAAUGUAAAUCAGGAGGACAUAAAUGAUUGUAUCGAUGAUGAUGGUGAAGUAGAGAUUGACAUUGCGGAGACUGAGAAGUUGGAAAAGAUGCUGGAUACGCAUUGUAAGGUUAUGGAAAUAACAUUUAAAUCCCAAGGGGAUGCGUACAUGUUCUACAACAAUCACGCGAAAGAGCGUGGGUUCGGCAUCAGGAAAGAGAAGGUGAAACGAGGAAAAGGUCCUGCAGGAAUUAUAAGGUUCAGGCGGUUUGUUUGCUUCAGAGGAGGAAGACGGCGGAGGAAAUUCAUAACCAUGGAUGGCCGCAUCCGCAGGUUAAGGAGGGAGGCUCGUUGCGAUUGCGGUGCGCACUUGAUGGUGAAACUGGAUAAAGCUCGUGGAGUUUGGUUCGUCGCGGCAUUUUUUGAUGAGCACAACCAUGACCUCGCUCGACCGAUGAGAGAGAAAAGGAAGCUCCUUGCUAAAGGUGAUGCUGACACGGCGAUUGGUAUAAUGAGGAGUAGAAAGGAGAAAGAUCCGGACUUGUUUUUUGAGUAUAUGCUGGAUAAAGAGGGGAGAUUGAAGGGCAUGUUAUGA